AUGGAUACGCCUUCAGUCAACGGCAACGGCGCGCGACCGUACGCCAGCCCGGAGAGUCACGCGAAGCUGUCGCAGCAUUCGCCGACCGAUGAGCAAGACGGCUGGAGCGGAGAGGGGUCCAGCGGCGACGAAGCCAUCCAGGCCAGCGGCGCAACGAAGCGCAAACGCCCCCUUUCCGUCAGCUGCGAAAUAUGUAAACAACGCAAGGUCAAGUGCGACCGUGGCCAGCCAAGCUGCGGCUGGUGUGUUAAAAACCACUCUGGCUGCAUAUAUCUUCCGCGAAAGAAGCCAGGUCUGCGCGCUGGGUAUGGUCGAGAAUUAGAGUCACGUCUCGACAAGCUGGAGUCAUUGCUCCACCAACAGCAGAAUCAGAUCAACCAGCUUUCUAGCAACCAGGCCACGCCGGCAGUCACGUCCCCGCAGGCCGGGCCCGUCUUCCGGAGCCCGACCAUUCUGCAGCAGACAACGCACGUUCCACGGCCUGAAACAGCUCUCUUCAUACAGAAGCCAGGUAGUUUCUCUACUGCGACUGCAACCCCUCUGCAGCCAAGCUUUCCCGGGGGGAUAUCCGACGCGCGGCAGGCGCCAUCUGUCGGUAGCAGUGGUUAUCACAAUUCCCCCGAGGAUGCUGCGUCUAAUAUGAGUGGAAUGCAACAAAGAGAUGCAUUUGCCUUCAACAACGAUCGUUUUGCCCCACCAUCGAUGGCGGGAGCAUUGGCGCGAGGUGAUCAGGACUUCCCACCUUACGACUUGCUGUACGGCUUGGUGGACCUCUUCUUCAAGCACAUUUACCCUUGGUGUCCGAUUCUUCACCGUCAAGCGACCCUCAACUCACUUUUUGGGGACACUAGCUUAGAGGAAGCGGAUAGGAUUCUUCUUCAUGCCAUGGUUGCAACCACCCUAAGAUUUUCAACCGACCCUCGCUUGACCGCAGAGAAACGAGAGCAUUACCAUCAAAACUCGAAAGAGAAAGUGCUGUUAUAUGGAAUCCAGAACAGUUCAGUCAAAUCACUGCAGGCACUCGUCAUUCUGUCAGUAGAUGUCGUGGGAUGCUCGAACGGCCCUCCUGGCUGGAAUCUACUGGCCCUCAUUACCCGAUCGAUUGUAAAUCUAGGGCUUUCUGUGGAGAAUUCUUCGCCAAAAAUAGCUCCUCAAUAUGCGUCCAUCUAUACACUACGAGCGAUCGUCCUUCCCGAACCGACCGAUUGGAUCAUGGAAGAGAGCCGAAGACGACUUUUCUGGAUGAUCUACGUCCUUGAUCGAUAUGCUACGGUAGCAACUGCCUUUGAAUUUGCGCUCGACGAAAAGGAGAUUGACCGUCAGCUUCCGUGCCGUGACGAGUUCUUCACACGCAAUGCAUCAGUGGAGACUCGUUGGUUCCGUACGUCAACGCGCACGAACCAUACCAUGAACCGACCAGAGAAUCUGGGUGCCUUCUCGUACUAUGUGGAGAUAUUGGAGAUACUUUCCCGGGUUCACAACUUCCUCAAACAGCCUGUGGAUAUCACAUCUUUGACUGAUGUCGAGCAGUGGCAAAGCGAGUAUCGUGCACUGGACAGCACUCUCGAGCAAUGGAAAUACAAUCUGCCACCUGAGUACGGCAAUGCAUCGCGCGUCUUCGCGGGACCGGCGGCCAGCAAAGAUCUUAACAGUAGCUUGAUCAUGUUGCACGCCGCCUUUCACACUACCGUGAUUCGCCUCCACUCCUCUGCGGCAUACCCGACCCAUCGCUCCCCGAUAUUUGCACCUUCGUUCAGCGCAAGCCAGAGGUGUCUCAGUGCCGUUGAGAGCAUCGUGGCGCUUUGCCAAUGCAUCCGGGAGCAUGGCCUCUUGACAAAGCUCGGCCCGCCUUUCGCUUUCUCCCUGUGGGUUGCGGCUCGCGUUCUCUUAGUCCAUGGUUCGACCAUAGCUCACCGCGUGGACGAAUCCAUCAACCUACUGGUCUUGACUCUCCGAGAGAUGGGUCAAUAUUGGGAAGUUGGGUCUCGCUACGCCAGCCUACUCUCCCGCGUGCUGCUAGAAUAUCAAGAGUCGCAACAGAGCGUGGGCGUUAACGGCGAGCGCAUCACUCCAUCCACCGUGAAGAUACUCGCCGACAUGCGUCGCUGUGCAUUCGACCUCGAUUUCCUGAUUGCGCGACAGCCCAAGAUGCAUCCCAGCCACCAACCGACUCCAGCUCGCACCCCAGCACCGAAUGAGUUGGAGUAUCUAGAUGUAUUCGACUUCUUCAACAUGCCAAGACUACCUGUUACCAUGGAUAGCGCGAACGGCUAUGUAGCGUCCGACGGGUCGAUCUCGACUGGAAUGCCCGAUGGGCAACCGGUCAACGAGUUCAACAUUACGAAUUAUAUGGUGGAUGCUAGCUCUGAUUGGUUUAUCAAGGGCACGAAUUGA
Didymosphaeria variabile is the source of this 2394-nucleotide messenger RNA. RefSeq lists its product as uncharacterized. Gene Ontology annotation, biological process: DNA-templated transcription; regulation of DNA-templated transcription. Gene Ontology annotation, molecular function: zinc ion binding; DNA-binding transcription factor activity, RNA polymerase II-specific; DNA binding. The transcript is spliced from 4 exons. The record is from RefSeq and is a predicted model, not a curated record. The coding region runs from base 1 to 2394 and encodes 797 amino acids. Lineage: Eukaryota; Fungi; Ascomycota; Dothideomycetes; Pleosporales; Didymosphaeriaceae. Gene Ontology annotation, cellular component: nucleus.